This is a messenger RNA of Capsicum annuum, 2592 nucleotides long. RefSeq lists its product as uncharacterized. The record is from RefSeq and is a predicted model, not a curated record. NCBI's taxonomy places the organism in Eukaryota, Viridiplantae, Streptophyta, Magnoliopsida, Solanales, Solanaceae. The coding region runs from base 290 to 775 and encodes 161 amino acids. The transcript has a single exon.
CUUUCAGAAGUCAGAUCCUUCAUAAAUAUAGACCAUAAAAAAGUCAUAAUAAUUGUGGUUCUCUGUUUCACACACAGUGUCUCUAGUAAGUGUGUGCAUUGUGUGCAGAUUCCCUUCGUGUAGUUCUUCUCUUGACAGUGUAUCAACUUCUCUCUUUUUCUUUUAAAAGAUCCUUUAUCCUAAAAUCUGUUCAAAAUGAUAACAUUUAAUUGCCUUCUGCUAGUGUACAAUAAUGUUUGCCAGCUGCUUAUGACAUGUAUUUGAUUACCUUGUCACAAAUCAAGUGCCGAUGUUGCCAUAUGAAAUGCGCAUCUUUUCGUCUUCCACUUUCCGCCAAAUGUUUGCCACCGUCGCCAUACCUGUACCUCCUUCAACUACCAACAUGUCCUCCCCUGCAACUUCCUCCUCCUCCAUACUCGAUCUUAAUCACAAUCAGUUCAUUGUUCCUGUUGAUGCCAGAAGAAAGUCAAUCAGUGCAUCCUCCUCCUCUUUCAUCAACACAUACCGAUUCAAUGUCAGCAUUUCUAGAUCCUUCUGGAACAUCUCUUAUCCUUCUCUCAUCACAUUUAGACCUAUAUCUCCUGUCAUGGAAUGUCAAGAUUGCAGGGUCAAAAUGGAAGUAGAUGUGCCGACUUCAGUUGCUUAUAAGUGCUAUUCUGAUCAUGAUGCUAUUCCUGAAUGGAUGCCUUUUAUUUCAUCUGUAAAGAUGGUGGAGGAUAAGCCUGACUUAUUUAGAUUGUUGCUGAAGUAUAAAGCUUUUGGGCAGGAUCUUUAAUAUUCAUGGCUUGCUCGACAUAUGCAGCCUACUCCAAACCAGAAGCUCCACUGGAGAUCUGUGGAGGGCCUUCCUAACAGUGGAGCUGUGCGAUUUUUUCCCAAUGGCCCAUCAUCCUGCAUCAUAGAACUAAUAGUUUCAUAUGAAGUACCUCGAUUGUUGGUUCCAGUGGAAUCAGCAUUGAAACCAUUUUUUGAAAACCUGCUGGCACAAGGGUUGGACGCUUUGCAACAUUUGCUAAGAGCUACUCAGCUGACGCGCACCUAAAUGAUUUAUAAACUAAAUUCAUGCCAGUAAUGGCUCACUGUCUCUGACUUUUUAUGUUGGGGGAAGAAGCAAAAAGAAUUGUACAAUUAUGGGGAAUAGAUUUUUAAAUGUGCUAAAGAUGAACUCUAAAUUCUUGGAUAUUGUACCAGAUAUAAAACCGUUAAGAAAUUAAGGGUUCGUUUGGUAGAAAAAAAAAAAGAUUGCCUUGUCUAUUGGCUGCAUAUGCGAUUUUUAGGGUUCAACAAAGGAAACAAAAGAAAAUUUCAACUUCAGUGGUGGAAUUUUGAGGCUUAUGGCUCUGAUGAAGCCUUUUAUUCUUUUAAUCAUUGACAAAAUUAAUUGAUAUAGAAUAUGACGAUGAUUCUCUUUCAAAUAUCACAUAAGAAGAAUAAUAUCCCAAACAUCAGUAAAAAGUCCCGAUCAGUACGCCAUCAAGACUUGCCAGUUGAUAUUUAGCAGUCUUCCACAAGGAUGAUAUUGAAUCUACCAUCAAGAAUUGCCAGUUAUGUAUUAAGGAUGGUUCACUCAUUCAUCUCCAGCACUUUUUAAUGCUGGAAGCCUGAAACUAAGGGCCUAGGUUAACUGGUCUUACUUCUUACUGCUGUGUUUUUUUUCUUGAUCCCGUUCAACCACGUCCUGAUGAAUUUGUUCUUCUAUGUUGUAAGACCUGUUUCAUAUCCAACACUUCUUUUUUGGUGUUAAUACUUAGGUUAUGUUUUGAGACUUUGUAUGUCACAAUACCGUUUGGAACUUGUUGACAUGGUUUAGGAGGGACCACGACCACCGUGAAGGAAAAUAUUGGCCAUCAUGAUCGAACAUAAGGCAUCUCUUUCGCGAUGAGUAUUCUAGCCGUGUUGACUUCAGUCAACUGUACAGGUGUCACAAGGAGGGAUAGCAAUAUCGAUGAGCUGCUGAACAGCAUAGAAACCUGGGUUCACAAAAAACAACAGCUAUAUUUUUCCUGUUCAGUAAAAAUUUCCAAAAUUUGCUUACAUUGUUUCUUUUGUGAUUUGCAAUUAGAUAGCUGGAAGGCAUACAUGAAAACUCUUAAGGAGUGUGCUGUCAUUAGCAAACCAGCUGGAGGAAUUUGCGUAGAUGUCCACAACAUAGUGCUACUCGGAGUUAUUCAUGUCAUACAUUAUACUUGAGCAGUGCACUUUCAUUGGACCUGAUUCUCUUUUGCCCUACACAUUCUGAAGAUACAGAACUAGCUAUAUUUCAGUUGAUCCGGUCUGAUCCAGUGAUGGCAGAUCAUGCUGAUCCUACAUAGAGAAAAAGAACAGACUUUUUAACUCCGCCUGUGUUUGGAUUCUACUAUUCCACAGCCGGUCCCAAGCCUGGAAAAAGGAGGAGGGCUUAUUGUCUUUUAGAAGUCGGAUCCUUCAUAAAUAUAAACCAUAAAAUAACCAUAAUAGUUGUGGUUCUCUGUCACACACACACUGUCUCUAGUAAGUGUGUGCAUAGCGUGCAGAUUCCCCUCGUGCAGUUUUUCUCUUGUCAGCAUAUCCACUUCUUUCUCUUUUUCUUUUAAAAGACCCUUUAUCCUAAAA